Messenger RNA from Emys orbicularis (European pond turtle), 1851 nucleotides. RefSeq names its product diphthamide biosynthesis 7 (gene DPH7). Lineage: Eukaryota; Metazoa; Chordata; Testudines; Emydidae. Gene Ontology annotation, molecular function: protein binding; diphthine methylesterase activity. Gene Ontology annotation, cellular component: cytoplasm. The transcript is spliced from 10 exons. Gene Ontology annotation, biological process: protein histidyl modification to diphthamide. The record is from RefSeq and is a predicted model, not a curated record. The coding region runs from base 132 to 1535 and encodes 467 amino acids.
GAGCUCUCCCCGCCGGUUACUCGGUGUGGGGGUCCCUGAGCGCUGCAAGGCCAAGCUGCGGCACUGUCCCAGCUGGGGGGAGCGGCCCGGGUCUCCCGCUGCGCGCUGAGGCAGGAUGAGCAUGAUCUGACAUGGCAUUGCAGUGCAAGACUCAGACUCUUCAAGUGGUAGACACUGAAUACAGUGCAGAUGCUGUGGAGUGGUGCCCUGUGGCAGGCUGGCACAGCAUCCUGGUUUGUGGCACCUACCAGCUAAAGAAACCUGAUAGAAAGCCUGGUGUAAACCCCAGUGAGAGUGAUGAGCCCCACACGCGGCUGGGUCGCCUCUACAUGUAUCACUACAGUGAAGAGCAGCCUUUCAUCCCACUGACUGAAAUUCAAAGGAUUGAAACCGCCGCCAUCCUAGACAUCAAAUGGUGCCACAUUCCCGUCGCAGAACAUCCCAUGUUGGGCAUUGCAAAUGCCAAGGGAACUGUGGAGCUCUGCCACCUGACUGGAAGUGAGAAGAACAGCUGCAUGUUGGAGCCACUCUGCAGUGUUGAUUUAGGAGCACAAUGCAUUGCCUUGUCUCUGGACUGGUCCACAGGACGGGAGCAGAGUGGGCACCCACUGAGAGUAAUCAGCAGUGAUUCAAAGGGGAAGCUGAACCUACUGUCAAUAGAUGAGUCUGCUCCUUCUGUGCACAUCCUCAGCCAGUGGAAGGCUCACAACUUUGAGGCCUGGAUUGCUGCUUUUAAUUACUGGGACACAGACAUUGUGUAUUCAGGUGGAGAUGACUGCAUGCUGAGGGGCUGGGACACCAGGCGCUGCCCAGAAAUGCCUAUCUUCACCAGCGAGAGACAUUCAAUGGGCGUGUGCAGCAUUCAGUGCAGUCCACACCGGGAGUAUCUUCUGGCUACAGGAAGCUAUGACGAACAUGUUCUCCUGUGGGACACCAGGAAUAUGAAGCAGCCAUUGGCAGACACCCACGUUGAGGGUGGAGUUUGGAGGUUGAAGUGGCACCCAACACGUGAGCACUUGCUGUUGGCUGCUUGCAUGCAUAAUGGAUUCAAAAUCCUUGACUGCCAAGGAAGUAUGGAAAACACUGAGGAAUGCACUGUUGUGUCAUCCUACAUCUUGCAUAACUCCUUGGCUUAUGGAGCUGAUUGGUCAAGACUCUCCCCAAGGGAUUGCGUGGCUGUAAAACAGGACCCACUUUCUGCACCCGACUCGUCUGAGGGACCAGUGGCAAGUUCGGAUCAAGGAGGCAAGAAACUGGAUCUGCAAAUCCAGAACCUGAAGAUAGUUUAUGAAUCUCCUACAGCUACCUUUGAUGUAUUGUUAGACGAGGAGGGUGAAGGCACCGUCUCCCAGGUCAGACCAGAGAGUGGCCCUGAUCCUCAGGCUCAGUGUCUUGAUGGAAGGGGAUUGGACAUCAGGCAUGAUCAAACUGAAUUAGCAAAGGCUCAGCGAGAGAUCAGCAUCCUAGCGACUUGUUCAUUUUAUGAUAAUAUCCUACAUGUUUGGAAAUGGGAAACAAGUCAAACCAACCCUUAAGAGUAAAAUAUUAAAUAUUAUUCCUAGUCUGAAAGCACAAGUUCACUCGAACAACCUUGAAAAAGUUCCUCUCUCUCAAAAGUCCCAUGAGGGAAAGUUAUAGGAGACUUUUUGUAUUGAGAACUGUAUCUGCAGCCUAUGCCCAGUAUAACUUCAACUGGGGUUUUUCCAGUUUUAUUGCCUGGGAACUCACGGCUCCUGAAUUUCUGAAGACCUAUUCUGUUAAAUUAAGGCAACUACAUUCUUAGUGUUUUGUGUCUAACUCUGACUAAACCAAAAUGAAUAGUCUCCUGCCUUUGCUGAGGGACAUAGUAAA